This is a messenger RNA of Penicillium maclennaniae, 1377 nucleotides long. Its product is annotated as transcription factor domain-containing protein. Gene Ontology annotation, cellular component: chromatin. Lineage: Eukaryota; Fungi; Ascomycota; Eurotiomycetes; Eurotiales; Aspergillaceae. The record is from RefSeq and is a predicted model, not a curated record. The coding region runs from base 1 to 1377 and encodes 458 amino acids. Gene Ontology annotation, molecular function: zinc ion binding; RNA polymerase II cis-regulatory region sequence-specific DNA binding; DNA-binding transcription factor activity, RNA polymerase II-specific. The transcript is spliced from 4 exons. Gene Ontology annotation, biological process: regulation of transcription by RNA polymerase II; DNA-templated transcription.
AUGGCAACAUUCACUGAACAGCAAACCUUUCUACAAAGGCAGAAGAUGGUAAUUGAAGCUUACGAAGUGAAAACCCGUCUUGAGAAAAAGUGCAAGGCAGAGGUCGAGUCGGUCGAUCCGUUGCAAGCCAAGUCGCGCGAAGUCGUUGCAAACAUGCAAGCCGUCCUCAAGAAGGGAAUGGAUGGACCUGCUGUCACUAAUCAAUGGAUAGAAUCCACCCAAGCAAUGUGUUGUGAAUUUUUCUCUCCUUCCAACAUCCGCCGCUUCCUCGAAUACUUCUGGUCCCUUUGGUACCCCAAUUGCCCGAUUGUACAUAGACCAUUAUUUGACACAAAGGAAGCCUCUCCAGCUUUGCUAUGUGUAAUGGUUUUGAUUGGCGCCUGUCUAUCUCCAAGCAGCGAGGAGCACGAAAGUGCACGGAUUUUGCUUGACAGCUGCGAAGAGCUCGUCUUCACUCACAAUUGCUUCCGGGAUGACGGAGCUAUCUCAAGAAAUGAUGAGAGAAAGGACAUGGUACAGUGUAUGCAGGCCUCAUACCUGGUGUGUUCCCUUCAGAAGCGGGAAGGUAGUUUGGAAGCUCAGGCGCGGAUUCGGCGGUAUAGACAUACUUCAAUGGUUGCACUAGCAAGAAGUAUCGAGCCCAAAACAGCAUCGCAUCGGAAUCUUCAGCUUGGAAGUGCAUCGCUGUCUUGGUGGAAAGAAUUUGCAGAGGAAGAGGAGCUUAUUCGAACUAUCAUUUUCGCAUUUUUGAUUGACGCAGCAUUGACUAUUCUCCACAACUCUCCACCCCGGAUAGUUGUGUCGGAGCUGAGGAUGGACGUUGCCUGUCCCGAAGCAUGCUUCCAAGCAGAAACCGCCGAGGAAUGCCUGCAAAUUCUUCGGGUGUGGUCGAGCACUCGCUUCUGGAAGAAGCGACCAUCAGUCGUCUCCGUCGUUCGACGUAUCUGCCAAGGCCCGAUUGAUGAAACUCUCGUGCAGGAAUUCUCUAUUUUAGGAACCCUCAAUCUAUUUACAUUAGUACAAGCAAUCCACUCUCUCAUGUUCCAUCUCCACAACUCCCUCGUUUUCGAAUCAACUCUAGCCCCUGUUCAAACUGGGCUUGAAAAUUGGCGCCGCAUCUGGAACGAAAGGAUACCUGAAGAUGUCGGCAUCCCUGACACCCCCGACAACCUUUGGAAGCAAGUUGGAUUUCUUCGGCAGGCGUCAGAGUUUUGGCAUUUAGCACGUAUCAUAGCGAGCAAGAUCAUGCUAGCCAAUCAGGAUGAAAGUAGGGAGGCAGAAGAAGAUAAAGAGCUGUCUAGAUACGACCACACGGACAUGGGGGAUGUCAACGAACUCAUCAUGGAGUAUCGAAGGUUGAACCUUGGUAUGAAUUGA